UCCGGAGGAGUCAGAAGGAGGGAGAGGCCGGAGCUACUUGCGGCAGAAAUUGGAGGGGCAGAUUACUUCGGUGGACUGGUGACCGGACCAGAGUGUGUAUCGUGUUCGUUGGACAGCCAAAUUCCACUUCAACACUCUCUUACCUUCAGUCCAACCAACUCCAAUCCUCGAGCUCAACGCCCUCUCCAGACCUCCAAGAUGGAUUCCAGCAAGCAGCCCGUUAAGCUCGUCAAGGUGACCCGUGUCCUCGGCCGCACCGGAUCCCGUGGUGGUGUCACCCAGGUCCGCGUCGAGUUCAUGGACGACACCUCGCGUUCCAUCAUCCGCAACGUCAAGGGCCCAGUCCGCGUUGACGACAUCCUCUGCCUGCUCGAGUCCGAGCGCGAGGCCCGCCGUCUCCGUUAAAAUCCACCAAAACGAAAUUUCGCUCGCGUCGUCUAUUUUGUCUCUCUUCUUCUCUCGCAUAUCCCUUACGACCGGUUUUUCAUGAUUACUCUUCGGCCAAAAUCGAGUCCCCCGCUUUUUCUUUCUUGCCGUACCUUCAACCUCCUAUCUCCAUCAGCCCUAAACCGCCGCGCUGCUCAACCCAUUCCCGCCUGCCGACUCUCGGCCGUUUCUACGAUUUCCGACGUUUCGACUGGAGGUGAUAGUUUGGGUGGAUUGACUUUUUGGUUUUUAU
Messenger RNA from Penicillium hordei, 679 nucleotides. RefSeq names its product 40S ribosomal eS28 domain-containing protein. Gene Ontology annotation, biological process: maturation of SSU-rRNA; ribosomal small subunit assembly; translation. Lineage: Eukaryota; Fungi; Ascomycota; Eurotiomycetes; Eurotiales; Aspergillaceae. Gene Ontology annotation, molecular function: structural constituent of ribosome. Gene Ontology annotation, cellular component: cytosolic small ribosomal subunit; ribosome. The transcript is spliced from 4 exons. The record is from RefSeq and is a predicted model, not a curated record. The annotation marks the transcript as partial.